Molecule: messenger RNA, 1652 nt
Organism: Astrephomene gubernaculifera
Lineage: Eukaryota; Viridiplantae; Chlorophyta; Chlorophyceae; Chlamydomonadales; Astrephomenaceae
Source: the annotation of a GenBank genome assembly
AGCCGUUCGCACACAUGUGUUAGUCGCGUUCAGAUAGUACCCUUUCAGAGUUACGUUGGUCUUCUGACGCUCGUUUGUGGGAAAGCCUGGUGGACAGCCCUACCCAGCAGCCCAGACUAAUUUCUUGUGCUUGAUAUGCUGGGACUUGCACCGUGUGCACCAACACAAAAGCAGCUUCUGACUCCUAGGCUCUCGAACGCUCGGAAACUCUAACUGUCGGCACCCCCCAUAAUGCCGUCCUCGCUUAUGGCGGGCAGCUCUGCCUGCGCGCUUAGCAUGCAAUUGGCUCCUAAUCAGUUGCGUUUAGCACUCCACAGGCGUGGAAGGGGGCCUCAAUCGCCCCCCUGCUCUGUUGUCGCUUCGGCACAAACCACCGUAUCUGCAAAUGGUAAACGGACGUCAACGCGACCGCUUCCUCGGACUCAAGAGGAAUUACAGCUAGCUGCGGGCAUUCUCGGAACUGUGCGGAAAAGCAUCAAGGGCUCGACGACGAUGCCAUGCGACUUGCUCUUGGUUACCAGUUGGGAAGAAAGCUCCAUCGAGCAAACGAUAGAAGAUGAAACAUGCAUAGAAGAUUGGAUUCAAGGUGCCGGCGUCUCUCCAACCUCAAUAUCGCAGGGCUUUGCAACGUCCAAGGGCCCGCUCAAGCCCACCAUGCAAGACUACUUUGUCGCCGUGUCAGAUUCCCUGGGGGCGCUCUGGGCUCUCAGCCCCGCCACCUGGCGCACCUCCUCCGCCUCCUCCACCUCCUCCGUUCACUCACACCCACAUCGUCAGCACCAUCAUCAUCCUCACCUCCCCCACCACGCCAGCUCCGCGCCCUUCUGCCUUACGGCGGUGUUUGACGGCCACGGCGCGGGCGACCAUGCGGCUCGCAGCGCGCAGGAGGGCGUGUUGGCGGCGGUGGCGGGUGAUGGGGAGCUGCUGGACUACCUGGCUGACAGCCUGCAGCAGCCCGGUGUGAGUCCCGGCCCGCUGGCUGCUGUCACCGCCGCCCUGCGCCGCACCUUCCGUGACAUGGACGAGAGGAUUUGCGCGGAGGCGGAGGCGCGGAAGCUGCCGCACGACGGCACCACUGCGCUGCUCAGCCUCCAAGUGGGCCCCAAGCUCUUCACAGCCAACGCGGGCGACUGCCGCGCGCUGCUGUGCCGCGACGGCGCCGCGACGCGACUCAGUCGCGACCACAGCCCCGACCUGCCGACCGAGCGGCGGCGCAUUGAGGCGGCGAGCGGGCGAGUGGCGUGCGUGCGGGGCACGUGGCGGGUGGUGCUGCCGGUGGGGGACGGGAGCAGCGCCAAGGUGUGCGCGGUGUCAAGGGGUUUCGGUGACCGGGACUUCAAGUCCCCCGCGCGCCUCAUCUCCCCCGACCCGGAGGUGUCAGCCGUGCAGCUGGCGCCCCGCCGGGACACCUUCCUGCUGCACGCCAGCGACGGGCUGUGGUGCUGCGUGGGCGACCAGGAGGCGGUGGAGCGGGUGCAGCGGGUGGUGGACAAGUUCUCCGUCAUGACCUCGCUCGCCACCCGCAAGCAGCACGCGGCUGCCGCCAAGGCCGCCGCGCAGGAGCUGGUGCAGCUGGCUCGCGACCGGGGCAGCUUGGACGACAUCACAGUCAUUGUCACGCUGUUCGACUGGGAGUGAGCUGGGAGGGGAGG